AUGGCAGCGCUCGAGCUGCGGGCCCAGCACCCCGUCGGCAGGGCCAUAUUUACGGCCCUGAUGGUGGCCUUCCAAGCCCACACACGUUGUGCCGUUCUUUCGGAACGCCGCCGCCUGCAUCCUCCCUUUUCGGGCCUUCAGCCUUCGGGUUUCACACCACGCGAGGGGGAGCCAGCAGAUCCGCUGAGUCUUGCAGACGAUGACUUCACCAGCUUCGCGUUCAACCUUGCGUGGUAUGUUGCAACCGAAAACCCUGGUGGCCUGGUCACAAGGGGGCACGAAGACCUUGAGCAACUCCAACCGAGCCCUGGCUGCCGGGCGUGGCACCGACUCGGGGAGGGGUCUUCCUCAGAGCAAGGCACACCAAUGUCACCCUUCACUUCCUCGUCUGCGCCCCUUCCUCCAAAUGGGAGCCUCGCCCAGGCAGCGCUGAACAGCAGCAGUAGGAUGCUCAUAGACAGCGUGCCCUACCCACCCUUUGGCAGCGCAGCCGCCAGCAUUGUGUCUACACAAGAGGGGGAGAUGCGGAGGGCAUCAAUGCUGACCAGCGCGGGCAGCGGGCACUUGCACAAGCGGCCGAGCGGGGUGGACCUGUUGGAGGAGGCCUGCAAACGCGCGCGGUCCACGCCAGACCUGAGCCACAACUCCUCCACCUCAGACUCGCUUACCAGCGAGGAGUUCUCCGCAGCUUCCGGCGCAGGUCACCACAAGGGCCGCAGGAGUUCUGGAAGCUCGCUGAGGCAUUCUCCAGUGGACCUGGUGGCAUCCCCCACCCUCAGCCAGGCCCCUGGUUUGGAUGCGGGGUCGGCUGCUACAACUCCGGUGCUGGAGGCGCUGCCGCCCAAGGAGUUGCGCAGACAGAGGGCCGCCGCCAUUCAUGCGCGACCCUCGCCAUCAUCCACCCUCAGGCCCUUCAGCAUCGGCACGGAUGGAGCGAUGACUCUGGCGCAGCUUAAUUCGCGCAUCCAGGCCAUAUCCACGUCAGACUCCCCUGUCAUGUCUCCGACGGCUUCUUUUGGGCCGGGCUCCUCUGCGCAGAGCGAGGGCAGCCCCAUGCUGCUGUCCCCCUCGCAGGGCACAGCCUCGGACAGUCCCUGUGCGCGCAACGUCACACCCGCCAUCCGGCUGAAGGCCAACAGCUCUGUGGCGGGCAGUGGCAUCACCAUCAAGCAGAUGCUCCACAAGGCCUGGCACCGCUGA
Coccomyxa subellipsoidea C-169 is the source of this 1200-nucleotide messenger RNA. RefSeq lists its product as hypothetical. The transcript is spliced from 10 exons. Bases 1 to 1200 code for a protein of 399 amino acids. The record is from RefSeq and is a predicted model, not a curated record. Lineage: Eukaryota; Viridiplantae; Chlorophyta; Trebouxiophyceae; Coccomyxaceae.